GAGAGGGAGAGGGAGAGAGAGAGAGAGAGAGAGAGAGAGUUAUAUAAAAGGAGGGUUUUUGUUGCAAAGACGAGGGCUUGGAUGAGAUAUGUUUUUGGAACAGGAACAUCUUUCGCCGAACUGCAGUUGAAGAAGAAGACGAGAAGGGUUCUGUUCGAUCUGAGUCUCUGAGGGGUUGUUUGGGUUUUUGGGAUUUUUGGGGGUUAGAUAAGAUACUAUGAGUAGCGGCGGAGGUAGCAGUAAUGGGAAGGGCAAUAAUGGGGUACCGUCGAUCCCGGCGACGUCGAGGAAGAUGGUUCAGAGUUUGAAGGAGAUUGUCAACUAUCCUGAACAUGAGAUCUACGCCAUGCUUAAAGAAUGUAACAUGGACCCUAACGAAGCCGUUCAGAGGCUACUUUCUCAAGAUACUUUUCAUGAGGUGAAGAGCAGACGAGAAAAGAAAAAAGAGAACAAAGAUACUACAGAGUCGAGGUCUCGAGGUGCCAACAGUGCUUCAAAUCGUGGAAGUAGAAAUGUUCCAGACCGUAAUGUUGGACGUGGAUGCUCCUCACAGUUCAGUUCUAGUGAAUAUGGGGUUUUGCAUGGUAAGCCUGUGUACAAGAAAGAAAAUGGGGCUAGUGCUAUCUCGAGUUCUAUGUCCUCUGCACCUGGUAUUGGAGGAAAUAAUAUCGCUCGACGGCCUAUACCUGUCAGCGAUUCUAUUAUUGCUGAAAGCAAACCUCAUGCUGUGAAUACAACUGAUGGCAUAUUUUCAUCCUCCCAACCUUCACCAGGAUUUCAACCCGCUUGGGUAGGGGUACCAGGUCAAAUUUCAAUGGCUGACGUUGUUAGGAUGGGUAGGCCUAAGGCUUCGUGCGCACCCAUUGUGUCUAAUGAGGCAUUAUUCCCACCACCUAGUGCUCUCCUAACAAAUGCAUCACAGAACACACUCAAGCAUCCAAUUGUAUGUGGAUCUUUGUCAGCUGAAUCACACCAUAAUUUAUAUUCGUCUUUAGACAUUGUUACCAAGGUUCCGGAUGCAGACCAUGAGCCAGGUAUUGCUACAAGCCAGCAUACUUCUCAUGAUGAAUGGCCCUUGGUUGAGCAGUCCCAGGCUGCCAGUAGGUCCUCUGUCCUCGAACCGUCUGCUGCCUCUGAGGUUUAUGCUGAUACACAUGUUGAUAGAAAUAAUCACCAUUUAACAUCCCUAUCAGAUGAGGUCCGAGUGUCAGAGGAAGAUGUUACUGUUGAAAAUCUUGGCACGGAUUUUGCUGGAUCUGCUUCUGGAACUAAUAGGCAUACACAGGAUGAUAAUUCUGGAGGCACAUCUCGUUUUGACAAUACAUCCUUUCAGAACAUGAGUUCCUUGCAUCCUCAUAGGCAUGCUUUUGAGGCUCAGGAAGGAAUUAGCAGCAGCUCAAAGUUAUCUGUUCCUAGUUAUUCAUUUUCUUCGGUUGAGGACAUCAGUGUAGUCGUAUCAUCAGCAGCUGCAGAUUUGCAGCAAUUGAAUUUACGGAAGGAUGAACCAGGUGUGCCGCCUACAGAGGAUAACCCUGCUGUCAUAAUUCCAAAUCAUCUACAAGUCUCUACAGCAGACUGUUCCCACCUGAGCUUUGGUAGCUUUGGGUCUGGUAACAGUGGUACAUUUUCUGGGUCAUUUGCGUCUAACCCCUCAAAAAGUAAUUUGGAGGAAACCCCUGUGGUUGUAGAUGGUUCAUCAGUUGGUCACUCAGAGGCCAGAAAUCCUGAGUACUAUGGAGAUGAACAACAACUCAGAACCACGCCAGAUGGGAAUGUGGAUCCUAGAAUUGGUUCCAGUACUGGGAAUUUCGAGUCACCUUCAUCUUCACAACCAGAGGUGAUGAAACAAGAUACUGCAGAAGCUACGCAUGGGCUCCAGUAUCCCUUUCCAUCUUCUGUACAUGGUUACACAUUUGAAAACACCACACAGCCAAAUACUGCAUUUUCUUAUGCACAAACAAGUCUGCAGAUGCAGAAUCCUUCUCCUUUUUCAAGUGUUUUGCAAUCAUAUACAAAUUCUUUACCAAGUAAUUUAUUGGCUCCAGCUGUUCAACCUGUUACAGAGUCUGAUAUUCCCUACUCACCUUUUGUUGCGACACAGUCCAUGCCCACAAAGUACAACACAGUCUCUUCUAUCACUGGCCCAUCUACUAACAUGCCAGAGGCUGCCAAGGCAGGUAUUUUUUUUUCUACACCCCAGCCAACUGCACAGACCUUGCCUGGCACCAGCAUAGCCACAGGACCUGCACUUCCUCAACACCUAACAAUGCACCCUUACUCUCAACCAACUCUUCCGUUAGGACAUUUUGCAAACAUGAUUGGGUACCCCUUUCUUCCCCAGAGCUAUACAUAUGUGCCUUCUGCUUUCCAGCAGGCAUAUACAGGAAACAAUGCCUAUCAUCAAUCUCCAGCUGCAGUACACAGUGCUGGCAUAAAGUAUACACUCCCACAGUAUAAAAAUACUGUUUCGACAAGCAAUUUGUCUGAGACUGGUGCUAUUGCUUCUGGUUAUGGAAGCUUUGGGAGUUCAACUAACGUUCCUGGAAGCUUUCCACUGAAUCCUUCUGCUACCCCACCAAGCACGAGCAUGGGUUAUGAUGAUGUGAUGAGCUCUCAGUACAAGGACAGCAAUCAUUAUGUGCCUCUUCAACAGAAUGAGAACUCUGCCAUUUGGGUCCAUGGGCCUGGUUCAAGAACAGUUUCUGCUCUUCCGGCAAACACUUAUUACAGCAUCCAGGGUCAAAGUCAGCAGCAUGGUGGAUUUCGACAGGGUCAGCAACCUUCACAGCAUUAUGGAGCUUACCCAAAUUUUUAUCAUUCUCAGCAAGGAGUUUCCCAGGAACACCCACAGAAUAACCUAAGUGAUGGGACCUUGGGUGGUUCUCAAGGAGCACCAUCUAAGCAAUCUCACCAGAUCUGGCAACACAGCUACUGAUUAAGUCUGGUUUUUCAGGGUCUUGUACCGAGUUUGAAAGUGUCAAUCAAGUUGCUACCAUGGUUUGAGCAAAUAUAUUUAUGUUGCUUGGGUGUACGGGUUUCAACUGUACAUAGAGCACUUGAUUGGAUACUGCCCUGUGCCUAGAGGUUGUAUUCUACCUUCCCACUGCCAGGGUAUGUUUUCUUAACAUAGGAGUACGCUUGCUAAUUUGGGUCUGUUUUUUCUUCUACCCUGUUUUCCUUGUUUUUUAUAGUGAGGAAAUGCUUUAUAUUUGGAAAGUCCUCUGUAACACUGAUAUAUUAUGAUUAGCUAACCAUAGUUUUAUUUUCCCCACUCU
Molecule: messenger RNA, 3275 nt
Organism: Telopea speciosissima
Lineage: Eukaryota; Viridiplantae; Streptophyta; Magnoliopsida; Proteales; Proteaceae
Exons: 10
Coding region: 218-2935 (905 amino acids)
Molecular function (GO): protein binding
Source: RefSeq, a predicted model, not a curated record